Molecule: messenger RNA, 2353 nt
Organism: Moneuplotes crassus
Lineage: Eukaryota; Ciliophora; Spirotrichea; Euplotida; Euplotidae
Source: the annotation of a GenBank genome assembly
AUGAACAACACCGAGUAUGAAUACAAUAGAUCUUGUAUUGUCCUGAAUCCAUCCCAGAGAAAAGGACAGCCUAAGCAAAACUUUAGGAGGGACUUUAUUAAGAUUGUCAGGAAGAGUCAGUUCUUGAAGUAUAAUAAAUUCUUUGAAAAUGAGAUUAAUUCUACUGUCCUGAAUAAUAACCGCGAAAUUUAUGAAAACUGUGCUGAGUUUAUCAAGCAGCAUUGAAUUAGAAGCUUCUCAAAAGAUGUGCCUACCAAUAUAGUGAUCACUAAUUGAGAGAGCAGUGCUAACAAUGACACUCAGUUCAGUUCUCUAUUCGAUGAAUUGAAGAGAAAGCAUAUCUUGAGCUUUGUUAUUGACGAAAAGAAGUGCGGGACUACAAAAUAACAUGAUCAGUUAUAUCCAGAAAGGAGUUGCAGAUUUAUUCGGCCAUGAGAUUAACAUAGCAGCAGAAGAUUCAGAAGAGAUCAUGCCUGUCAUCUCUUCUGAUGGUAGUUCAAUUGAUGAAAAUGAGAAUGAGGAAGAAGAGGAUAAGGAUGGAGUUGAACUUCAUUAUAUUAGUCCAAGAAUUCGGAGGACAAUUCAAGAGUAUGAACCUAAAGCUGAAGUCAAUGAAAAGACAGCAAAAGAGUAUGAAAUUGGAAGAACUACCAUAUCAGAUUACAGCAAGAAAAGAGAGAGACUGAUAGAUGAUUACAAUGGUGAUAUAGAUGCAGAUGGAAACACGUUGGCUGUUGAUAAAAUUGGAUUUUCUGGUGUUAAAAAGAUCAUUAAAAAUGCAGAAUGCACCCUCCCAAUAGUGAUUGUAAUCCAGAAUAUAAAGACAUUUCCUACUGAAAAUUUAAAUGACCUUAUCUAUCUGAUCAAGAAAUAUCGGGCUAAACAUAAUCUGAAAUUAUGCUUGAUGAUAGGUGUGAAGAGCAAUAGUUUUGAAGACUUGAUGUCAAAAAUUAGUAUAACUACAUCGAACCUGUUGAUUGUGAAGAAAUACUAUUUUCCAUCAAUCAAGAGAAUUCUCUUGGAGGUUAUAUAUCGCCUGCUGAAAUCUCGUCGGAACUGUUACAUCUUCGGAACGAAGUUUUUAAACUCAAUUGUUGAAAAUAUCCAGGUCUAUGGGCUGAGUCUUGAAAAAUUUAAGAGAAUAAUGCACUUUUUGAUCGCUCAUCAUUUUAGAACAAAUAAGUACUUCUUUAUCAACGGAAUGAUAGAUGAUAGCAAAGAAAUUAUGAAAUUAGACCAAAUGAAGAGUGCUCAGCAGGAUAAAGAAUGUUUAGAUUCAAUUAUCAAACAAUUUGAAGCCCAGAAUGAGAAUAUAAGAGAGAUCAAAAAUUGAAUUACCAACAUAAACAAAUGCACUGUUGAUACUAUUGAUACUGAACCAGAAGUUUUGAAGUACGUUUUGGUUGAUUUUUAUCACAAGAAGUUGAAAUAUUUUAAAGCCUAUGAUCUUCUCGAGGAUUUAUGACUCAAUUUCUUACCCCAAAUGAGUGAAGAAGACAAAAAUAUAUUUAAAAACUGUUUUCUUCUCAAUCUGUUUUCGUGUAAAACAAAAGAGCAAAGAAUUGGAUGUGUUUUGGAAGAAUUAAAUGUAGCAGACUGGGAAGAAGUAGUAAAUUGGCUGGAAACCAACAUUAGCACUAAGAAGUCUGAAUUCCUUAUCGAAUCGGCUAAUUUUCUCCAAGAGAAGAUCAGAGAGGUUAAGACAUUUGGUUUGCAUAUUACAGGUAAAUCUAAAUCCAAUCACAGGAGGAAGGGAAUGCUCAGUAAAAAUAACAGAGAAAAUGGUGAUCAACCAGUUGAGGAGAGCAAACUAGAUUCUGAGGAUUAUAAAAAUAUAUUUAAGAAAUGGCUUAGGCAUUUUGUCCAUGAAUAUGUCAGUUUGAAUCUCGAUGAAAUUCAAAAAGAAGCUUUUAUUCUUGAAAACUCUCAAAUUACAGAAAGAAUUUGCCCAGAUAUCCAAGGAAAUAUGGCUAAGUCUAUAAUGCAGUCUUCAAAGUGCAUUUUCUCUAACUUUAUGGCAAAUUUUAAGAUAAAAUCAAAGGAAAAGUUAGUGAGGAGCAAAGAAGAGUACCUCCAUCAUUUUGAGAAAGACACCACCAAACUAAUGGAGGGGUACAGAAUGUUUGGAAAAGAUAUUGACAUCAAUGAAUGGUUCAUGUUGUUUUGAGAUAAAGUUAGAGAUGAAGAAGACAUACCAAAAACCAAAGAUUCCAAAAGAGUCCUAUCCGAAAGAUUUUUAAAAGCCCUUGGAGACCUUAAGUUUAUGGGCUUUAUUAGUGAAAGUGGAAGAGGCACUUAUAUCUUUAAGAGGAACUACUUUGGAAAGAAUUAUUUGAAAUUAUAAGACAACUAU